Molecule: messenger RNA, 834 nt
Organism: Naegleria fowleri
Lineage: Eukaryota; Heterolobosea; Eutetramitea; Acrasida; Naegleriidae
Exons: 1
Coding region: 1-834 (277 amino acids)
Molecular function (GO): GTPase activity
Source: RefSeq, a predicted model, not a curated record
AUGGGAAAGUACGCUCAACUGGUGAUUGGACCUGCAGGCUCUGGCAAAUCCACGUAUUGCCAAACCAUUCAAGAACAUGCGAACAGUACUAAAAGAGUUAUUCAUGUUGUAAAUUUAGAUCCUGCUGCAGAAGAAUUUAAAUAUCAAUGUGCAUUUGAUAUCCGAGACUUAAUCACCUUGGAGGAUGUGAUGGAAGAAUUUCAACUCGGCCCCAAUGGUGGUCUUGUUUAUUGUAUGGAAUAUUUGAUGCAAAAUAUGGAGGAUUGGUUUUCGGAAGAGUUGAAUGAUUAUGAAGACGAUUAUUUACUUUUUGAUUGUCCAGGACAGAUUGAACUUUACAGUCAUGUUCCGAUCAUGCAACUUUUCGUAAAAGAAUUGGAAAGAAGAGGAUACAGAGUGUGUUGUGUGUAUUGCAUGGAUGUGCAAUUUAUUGAAGAUGUUACUAAAUAUAUCAGUGGAAUUACCCAAGCUUUAUCUGCCAUGAUUCAAUUUGAGACUCCUCACGUGAAUGUUCUCACAAAAUGUGACACUGUUAAGGGCAAUCAAGAAAGACAAAAGGUUUUGCAAAAUCUUAAAGUUCCAGACAAGACAGAAUUACUCUAUGCAUUGGAGAAGGAGACGAAUCCUCACAAGAAGAAUUCACCGUUUUCUAGACUAAAUCAUGCUAUUGUUUCAUUGAUUGAUAAUUUUAACAUGGUUGGAUUUUUAGAGCUUGAUAUUUCUGAUGAAGAAUCUAUUGACUAUAUUCUUUCAUAUGUUGACAUGACCAUACAGUAUGGAGAAGACGAGGAGGCAAAAGAACCCAAGGAAGAUUAUGGUGAACCCCAAGAGUAA